Messenger RNA from Phaedon cochleariae (mustard beetle), 4892 nucleotides. The record is from the annotation of a GenBank genome assembly. NCBI's taxonomy places the organism in Eukaryota, Metazoa, Arthropoda, Insecta, Coleoptera, Chrysomelidae.
GGAGGAGGAGGAGGAGGAGGACAGUGAGGAUAGCGAGGAGGAGGAGGAAGAGGCAGACGUGAGGGGGCACGUUAACGGUGGCUACUGGCGCUCGGCGACGGCCUCCAGGCCGACGUCGCCCCCCAUGGGGGACAACGCGAGCGACGCUUCGGCGAUGCCGCCCCCGACGGCGGCGGCGGCUGGAGCCAGGCCAAAGAGCCGCCUCGAAGGCGCCACCGCCAGCCGGUACGGCAACCUCUCCUACUGGAAGGCGCGCCGCGUGCUCUUCUACAAGAACGGCGAUCCCUUCUUUCCUGGCAUCGAGUUCAGGUUCAAACCGGGCAGAGACAUAGUGAAUCUGGAAUCUCUGUUGGACAAGCUUUCCCUCAGGAUGGACCUGCCUAGGGGAGCAAGAUACAUUUUUUCAAUGGACGGGGACAGAAAAUACAGAUUGGAUGAACUGGAAGACGGUGCUUCCUAUGUGGUGUCUUCAUAUAAGGCGUUCAAGGCUGCCAGCUACGGAAAGAAGAACGGCAUCUGGUACGCCGCCCCCGGAGGCGGGCAGGGCUGGAGCAAGGCGACGAGCAGGAAGGCGUCGAUCGCGGAAGUGGAGGCGCCGCCCCCUGGCGCCGGCAGCCCCGUCAAGCCCACCUCUGGCAGGGUCAUCAGGAUCGUCAACAACGUGGAUCACACCGUACAGUGUCGGGUGCUUUUGAAUCUCCGUACGUCUCAACCAUUCGAAGAAGUAUUAGAAGACCUCGGUCAGGUACUGAAGAUGAACGGGGCGAAACGUAUGUACACCGUGUCGGGACAGGAAGUUAGGAGUUUCUCUCAACUCCGAAACGAAUUCGCCGAUGUGGACACCUUCUAUCUAGGGGUGGGUAGUUUAGGGGGAGCUGUUACCCCAGCUGUGAUGCUAUCCCCCGUUCGAAGGGCCAGGUCUAGGGCUCCACAAACCGCUAUCGUCGAAGAUAUUAGCAAGCAGCGAAGGGCUAGAAGCAAAAGUAGACCUAGGACGUUGUAUGCUCCCGAAAGUGAAAUUGUUAGGACCAAUGAUUAUACAUUACUUGAAGUUUUGAAAGAAGAACCAGUUAGAGUAACGAUCAAAGGUCUAAGAAGGACUUUUUAUCCACCAAUUCACCAUUCGACUGUCGACAAUACCCCACCAGAAAAGAAAAUGCAGUUGGAAUGGGUAUACGGGUAUCGAGGAACAGAUUCCAGGCGGAACCUUUGGGUACUCCCCACUGGGGAACUGCUUUAUUUUGUAGCUGCAGUAGCUGUCAUGUAUGACCGAGAUGAAGAGACCCAAAGACAUUAUAUCGGACAUACAGAAGAUAUACAGUGUAUGGAAUUACACCCUUCGAGGGAAAUGGUUGCAUCAGGCCAAAGGGCAGGUAGAAACAGAAAAACUCAAGCCCACAUCAGAAUAUGGAGUACAGAAACACUGCAGACACUGUAUGUUUUCGGUAUGGGAGAGUUCGAGGUGGGAGUAGCCGCAGUAGCUUUUUCGCAAUUGAAUGGAGGUAGUUACGUUUUAGCUGUAGAUGCAGGACGAGAAAGCAUUUUAUCAGUAUGGCAAUGGCAAUGGGGCCAUCUCUUAGGGAAAGUUGCUACUUUGCAAGAAGAGCUGACAGGAGCAGUGUUUCAUCCUCUAGACGACAAUCUGAUGAUAACCCACGGAAAAGGACAUCUGACAUUUUGGAACAGGAGGAAAGAUGGUUUUUUCGAACGCACGGAUAUCAUAAAACCACCGUCGAGGACCCUCAUAACGUCCUUGCAGUUCGAGCAAGACGGUGACGUCAUAACGGCAGACAGCGACGGCUUCAUCACAAUCUACAGCGUCGACGCAGAUGGCGCCUACUUUGUGCGCAUGGAGUACGAGGCGCACAACAAGGGCGUUUCGUCCUUGAUCAUGCUGUCCGAAGGGACACUCUUGUCUGGUGGCGAGAAAGACAGACGCAUAGCCGCCUGGGAUUCCCUGCAGAAUUACAAGAAAAUCACCGACGUCAAGCUUCCUGACGUUUUUGGUGGUGUGAGGUCAAUUUAUCCUCAAAGACCUGGAAGAAAUGAUGGAAAUAUUUACGUAGGAACGACUAAAAACAAUAUACUCGAAGGGUCUUUACAGAGGAGGUUCAACCAGGUCGUUUUUGGACACGGUAGACAAUUGUGGGGUCUAGCAGUGCAUCCGGACGAUGAAGUUUUCGCCACCGCAGGACAUGACAAAAAUAUCGCUCUAUGGAGGAAAAAUAAACUCAUUUGGGUCACUCAAGUUUCCUUCGAGUGUAUAACUUUGAAUUUCCACCCUUUUGGAGUAGCCCUUGCGGUUGGUAGUACCGAAGGACAUUUGAUUAUCAUAAAUUCGGAAACGGGUGUGGUAGUUAAUACUAUAAGGGUUUGCGGAUCGCCCCUUAACUGCGUAGCAUUCAAUCCAUCUGGUGAACUGAUAGCUAUUGCUUCCCAGAACGGCAGUCUCUAUCUGUUCAGAGUCAGUAGGGACGGUUAUUCGUACAAAAAGUCCAACAAAAUCAGGGGGUCCCAGCCUUUGAUGCAGAUGGACUGGAGCUCCGAUAGUAAUUUUUUGCAAACCGUUACUGCCGAUUACGAUUUAUCGUUCUGGGAUGUAAAAUCGCUGUCACCAGAAAAGAGCCCAAUCGCUAUGAAAGAUGUCAAGUGGUAUACUCAUAAUUCUACUGUUGGAUUCAUGGUGGCAGGAAUGUGGAAUAACAGAUUUUAUCCUAUGACUUCCAUUAUAAGUACAGCUAGUAGAUCUGCAGCUCAUGAUUUACUUGUAUCUGGAGAUACUGAUGGCUAUUUACGAUUGUUCAGGUAUCCCUGUCUAAACCCUAAAGCCGAGUACAACGAAGAGAAAGUGUACAGCGGCACGGUGGCGUGCGCUCGCUUCCUCUUCAACGACCGAAACGUCGUCUCCGUGGGAGGCACCGACGCCUCCCUCAUGCUGUGGCAGCUGGUCGAGGAAUAGCAGCAGCCCCCACGCGUCUAUCUGCCCCUGAUGGUGGCCCCCAGGUGGGGGAACAGCGGUAACAGCGCCACGAGGGAUUUCGACGAUUCGGAGUUCACCUCGGAUUCCGAUUGCGCGUCGUUCGAGGUUUUGAAUUUACGUUGCUGAAGGAUUUUGUACAGGGUGUCUUCUCAUAUCGAAGACGUGAACCUUGGACACGAUGAUACACUACACACUGUUUUACUACUAAUCAAACCGAUUUUUUACACCUCGACACGUGUUUAGCUAACUAUAUGUUAGCAUCUUCAGGAGAAGAUUUGAACCUAAUCGGCUUGGUUAGUGGUAAAACAGUGUGUAGAGUGUCUUCUAAUGGCGCGUUCACAUGCCAGCUUAUGCAUAUAGCAGAAAGUUUGAAUAAAACUCCUUUACUUUUCGACAUUUGAGAAUGUUAACACAAAGAAAAUUGUCAUCCGCAUGCUCAGUAAUUGACAUCUUUGAUACAUUUUUUAACGCACUGAUCGGACCACUCAGAUUUUGAGCUUCGUUUUGACAUAGUCCAAAGAUUCAAGUAGUACACCUAUGCCAGUACGGGAGCACUUUUCGUCGACUUACUAUCAAAACCUGUAAGUCCAAAUUCUAGGGAAUUUUAGGUUUGAACAUUUUCACCAUCUACGAAAUUCAGCGCACCCAUCACCUAAUCAUCGUAAGUCUAUGUUUUUGGUAGCGAAAUCUAUUAGAUAUAAUUCAAACCUCCUAACUCUACUCUGAGAGAUUUUGAAUUCAAAAACUGGUAAGUUUGAUCCGUUAUUUGAACUGAAAUCCAUGUCAGACACCAAAGUAAGUUUAUGUUGAACUAUUUGGUCAAUCUUCUCGAAUAUUUCUGCAGUGAUGCGAAGAACAAUCUUGUUUUGAUUCUUCAUGUGAACAGACGAGGUUCUGAUCUGUAUGUUAUCUAUCUAGUAGAAGACUUAAUACAUUGAUUGAAAUAUUUCGGUUCAUAAAACUGCCGCUGAUUUGCUACAUGCACUGUGAAGCAAGGCCUAACUAAUUGACAAUAUUUUCACUUGUAAUUGAUCAAAUCCAAAUCAGUCUGAAUAAUGUUCAAUUUAUUUUUGUAAAUACUUCGUAUGUCGGUUAUUUGAACAUUAAGAAUACAAAUCUUCUCAGAAUGUUGAUUUCAUUCACCAAGCAGGUACCUUUACAAAGGAGGAAUAGCCUUCAAAAAAUGUAAUUGAAUCGUUCGAAGUAACUAGUGGAAAACGUUUUUUUCCCUCCUGAACAAUUAGCUCUGAAAGACUUACGAGGUUUUGACAGUGAGUCGGCGUUUUGCUCUCAUCUCCCCUAUGCCUAAUGGAACCCAGAUACCACCGAUCUACUUGAGAAAUGACGGCUAACUAUUGAAAUAUAAGACACUUAAAAAGAGUGCUUUAGCAGAAUUUCAUAAAUUACGGUAAAAACGCACUUUCGCAUUUAUAGUUUGUAGUUCGCGGUCAGAUACUUGGAAAAUGCUAGAAAAAACUCAUCCUCCUCAAUAUGGAUUUUCAAGCUCAUAUGCGUUGGUGGCUGAGCGCUCCCAUCAAUGGUGCAUUGAAAUUUGUUGCCGCUGUAGCACUUCUAACAAUUUGCUAUACAGUGGUCAGUAUGGAUUAGAUCUAUGCAAAGUUUUUGAUACUGUCAACCAUAACAUUUUAUAAAAUAAAUUAUUUGCAAUUGGUGUCAGAGGAAGAAUUCAUGAUUGGUUCAAAAAUUAUCUAUCAAAUAGAAAACAAUAUGGGUGAGUGGUACUUGUAGCUCCUUAAUGAACAUCUCAUGCGGUGUACCGCUAGGGUCAGUCUUGGGACCAGUUUUAUUUUUGAUCUACACAAAUUCAAUAUCAAACUUGGAAUUGGGAGAAAAACUUGAAUUAUUUGCAGAUGACACGACAUUGAUUUAUUUCUCUUGAGAUUCAAAUAAU